AGCUGCCUUUGCUGCAGUGUUGCACUGGAGCCACUUAACACACCUGUUCGAAAACGACCGUCACUUUUCUCACCUCUCGACGCUGGAGCGGGAGAUGGCCUUUCGCACGGAGAUGGGAUUAUAUUAUUCCUACUUCAAGACUAUUGUGGAAGCCCCCUCAUUUUUUAGCGGGGUGUGGAUGAUUAUGAAUGAUAAGCUGACUGAAUACCCCCUUGUUAUUAAUACAUUGAAAAGGUUCAAUCUCUACCCCGAGGUCAUCUUAGCCAGCUGGUACCGAAUUUAUACCAAAAUAAUGGAUUUUAUUGGUAUUCAAACCAAGAUCUGUUGGACGGUUACCAGAGGAGAAGGACUCAGUCCAAUUGAAAGCUGUGAAGGAUUGGGAGAUCCUGCUUGCUUUUAUGUUGCUGUAAUUUUUCUUUUAAAUGGACUGAUGAUGGCAUUAUUCUUCAUUUAUGGCACAUACUUAAGCGGCAGCCGGCUGGGGGGCCUGGUCACGGUGCUGUGCUUCUUCUUCAACCACGGAGAGUGCACCCGGGUGAUGUGGACGCCGCCCCUCCGCGAGAGCUUCUCGUACCCCUUCCUCGCGCUGCAGAUGUUGCUCGUGACUCACAUUCUCAGGGCCACGAGGCUCUGCAGGGGGAGCCUGACCGCGCUCUGCAUCUCCAACGUGUUCUUCAUGCUCCCCUGGCAGUUCGCGCAGUUCGCGCUGCUCACGCAGAUUGCAUCAUUAUUCACAGUAUAUGUUGUGGGAUACAUUGACAUAUGCAAAUUACGGAAGAUCAUUUAUAUACACAUGAUUUCUCUUGCACUUUGUUUUGUUUUGAUGUUUGGAAACUCAAUGUUAUUAACUUCUUAUUAUGCUUCCUCUUUGGUGAUUAUUUGGGGUGCACUGGCAUUGAAACCACAUUUCCUGAAAAUAAAUGUGUCUGAACUUAGUUUAUGGGUCAUCCAAGGAUGUUUUUGGUUAUUUGGAACUGUCAUACUAAAGUAUUUGACAUCUAAAAUCUUUGGCAUUGCAGAUGAUGCUCAUAUUGGCAACUUACUAACGUCAAAAUUCUUCAGUUACAAGGAUUUUGAUACUUUAUUGUAUACCUGUGCUGCGGAGUUUGACUUUAUGGAAAAGGAGACCCCCCUGCGGUACACGAAGACGCUGUUGCUUCCCGUCGUCCUCGUCGUGUUUGUUGCAAUUGUCAGGAAGAUUAUUAGUGACAUGUGGGGUGUCUUAACUAAACAGCAGACACAUAUAAGAAAACACCAGUUUGAUCACGGAGAGCUGGUUUACCACGCGUUGCAGCUGAUAGCGUAUACGGCCCUCGGCGUUCUGAUUAUGAGGCUGAAACUCUUUCUGACGCCGCACAUGUGUGUGAUGGCUUCCCUAAUCUGCUCCAGACAGCUGUUUGGAUGGCUCUUCUGCAAAGUGCAUCCUGGUGCGGUGGUUGUUGCUCUGUUAGCAGCGAUGUCCAUACAGGGCUCAGCGAAUCUGCAGGCCCAGUGGAACAUCGUGGGGGAGUUCAGCAACUUGCCGCAAGAGGAACUUAUAGAAUGGAUCAAAUACAGUACUAAACCAGACGCAGUGUUUGCGGGCGCCAUGCCCACGAUGGCCAGUGUGAAGCUGUCGGCGCUUCGGCCUGUUGUGAACCAUCCGCAUUACGAAGAUGCCGGCUUGAGAGCCAGAACAAAAAUCGUAUACUCGAUGUAUAGUCGAAAAGCAGCUGAAGAAGUGAAGAGGGAAUUGAUCAAGUUACAGGUGAAUUAUUACAUUCUAGAAGAGUCCUGGUGUGUGAGAAGAUCCAAGCCCGGUUGCAGUAUGCCUGAGAUCUGGGAUGUGGAAGAUCCCGCCAAUGCUGGGAAACCGCCCUUGUGUAACCUCCUGGUGAAGGAUUCCGAGCCCCACUUCACCACCGUGUUCCAGAACAGUGUUUACAAAGUCCUCGAAGUUAUAGAAGAAUGACCUCGGCCUACAGAAAACGGCAUCGCAGAUGGUUUUAAUGUUUUGCUAAUAACUCAUGCCUUCUUUUUAAUCAGAUCCCAAAAACGUUUAUAGCUAACUGUUUUCAAAUAGAAAAUGUUUUAUUUGGUUGAUUUGAAUGUCAUUCUGAUUGUAAAACUAUGUAUACCAUUUUCAAUUGGGUACUAUUUCAAUGCACCCCUUAAAAUUUGCUAUGCAAAUGAGUAUAUGCUUGUAUUUGACCUAAUUAUUUGUGCUAAAAUAAGCAAAGCUACUUGUAUACAAGAUAUAAUGGGUCAUGACAAGGAUGUUGUGAAAAUCUAGUCAGUUCUGAGCUGCACAGGGGCUGCUCUGACAGUUUACAGACUGUUAAUGCCCAUUGCUUUUGAUUCUGCCUCUUGCUCUCAUCUUUGGGACAUUCCAAGGAUUAUUGUGAGCUCCUCAGUCAUGUUGGUCCCUGUCAUCAAGUGUAGAUGGCGUGGCCAUGGCUGUUUGCUAUGUGGAAUGAUCUGUUUACGUUCCUUCACGUUCUUUUGUUCUCUGUUGCUCUUGUUAACUAAGCAUUUCCUGCCCAUUAUUAAUCCAGACUCCUAGACCUAGUGGUCAGGUCCAAAUUCCUGUACCAAC
This is a messenger RNA of Molossus molossus (Pallas's mastiff bat), 2575 nucleotides long. It is a transcript of the gene DPY19L1, whose product is annotated as dpy-19 like C-mannosyltransferase 1. The record is from RefSeq and is a predicted model, not a curated record. Gene Ontology annotation, cellular component: nuclear inner membrane. Gene Ontology annotation, molecular function: mannosyltransferase activity. Bases 95 to 1951 code for a protein of 618 amino acids. The transcript is spliced from 21 exons. NCBI's taxonomy places the organism in Eukaryota, Metazoa, Chordata, Mammalia, Chiroptera, Molossidae.